AUGAAAAAUAGCAAGCAUCAAAAUAAAGUGGAAUAUAAUUUAAAUAAUAUUUCAAAACAAUUAGAUAAAAGGAAAAUAUACAUGCGUUAUUUUAAAAAGGGUAUAAAGGAUAAGAUAGAAAAUAUGGGAAAUCUAAAAGUUUCUAGAGAUAUGAAAAAAAAGAAAAAGAGCGAUCUUAUAAAAAAUAAGGAGGGAGGAUUAUUGUAUGAAUGCUCUAAUAAGUAUAUAUAUAAUGAGGAUGGAAAAGAAAAGUUAAAAAUGGAUGAUUCGAAAAAUUACAAGGAUAAUAUGUGUGAUAAUAUGAAAAAGAAAAUCGAAAUAGUAAAUAUAAUUCCUACAAGUGAUACAAGACAAAAUUAUAAUGAAACUAACGAAAAU
Molecule: messenger RNA, 378 nt
Organism: Plasmodium reichenowi
Lineage: Eukaryota; Apicomplexa; Aconoidasida; Haemosporida; Plasmodiidae
Product: protein kinase, putative
Exons: 1
Source: RefSeq, a predicted model, not a curated record